Messenger RNA from Durio zibethinus, 2488 nucleotides. RefSeq names its product pentatricopeptide repeat-containing protein At1g02150-like. Gene Ontology annotation, molecular function: protein binding. NCBI's taxonomy places the organism in Eukaryota, Viridiplantae, Streptophyta, Magnoliopsida, Malvales, Malvaceae. Gene Ontology annotation, cellular component: mitochondrion. The record is from RefSeq and is a predicted model, not a curated record.
UAAUAAUAGAGAUCAUGAAAAGGAAGGGGAAUUUAAUAAGGUAAUAGCUGAAAAUGGAAAAUGGGCUUGACUCUGGAGCAUUGGGCUCAUGCAACAGGCCCUUUAACUACUGUUCUGUCUCUGCUCUCUGAAGGAAUCACUACAGAGCUUAUCCUCGACAACACAAAAACCGAAGUAACCAAAAACGCCUCUUCACUCUUUGCUUUGGGUUGCAAUCUCUUAAACCAUAGCCAAACAGACAUGCUUCUGCAGCCUUCUUCGCUGCUGACUCACCGUGUUUCUCUCUUGUCAGCCUCUUCUUGCUGUCGACAGCUUCCAUGCCGAAUCCCCCAAUCCCAAAAGCUUCCAAUCACAUGUUCCAUAUCUCAAGUCCAUAGCUAUGGAACCAUGGACUAUAAAAGAAGACGCAUGAUGAAUUGGAACGUUAUAUACAGGAAAAUAUCGCUCGUGGAGAAUCCUGAUUUGGGUUCUGCCACUGUGCUGAAUGACUGGGAAAAAGGAGGCAGGAAGCUCAACAAAUGGGAGCUUUCUAAGGUUGUCAAGGAGUUGCGUAAGUACAAGCGUUACAAGCAAGCUCUUGAGGUGUAUGAGUGGAUGAACAACAGAGGAGAGAGGUUUACAUACUCUGCUAGUGAUGCUGCAAUUCAGUUAGACCUUAUUGCUAAGGUGCAGGGAGUUUCAAGUGCUGAAGAUUUCUUCCUUCAACUCCCUGAUGCUUUGAAGGACAAAAGAAUCUAUGGGGCUCUUCUGAAUGCCUAUGUGCGAGCUAAAAUGCGAGAUAAGGCAGAAUCUUUAAUUGACAAUAUGAGGAAUAAAGGUUAUGCCUUGAAUGCCCUUCCAUUUAAUGUUAUGAUGACUCUAUAUAUCAAACUCAAGGAGUAUGAUCAAGUUGAGUCCAUGGUUUCAGAAAUGAUGGAAAAAAACAUACGUCUGGAUUUAUAUUCCUAUAACAUCUGGUUGUCAUCUUGUGGAUCCCAAGGAUCUGUGGAAAAGAUGGAACAAGUAUAUGAGCAGAUGAAACAAGAUCCAAGCAUCAAUCCAAACUGGACUACGUUUAGCACAAUGGCAACAAUGUACAUCAACGUGGGGCUGUCUGGAAAAGCUGAAGAAUGCUUGAGAAAUGUGGAGAGUACGAUCGCUGGUCGAGAUCGUAUUCCAUAUCAUUAUCUUAUUAGUCUUUAUGGUACUGUUGGUAACAAAGAGGAGGUGUAUCGGGUAUGGAAGGUAUACAAAUCUAUUUUCCCACGUAUUCCAAAUUUGGGCUUUCAUGCCAUGAUAUCAUCUUUGGUUAGGGCUGGUGAUAUUCAAGGGGCAGAAAAGAUUUAUGAAGAAUGGCUGUCAGUUAAAACGUCUUUUGACCCUAGAUUAGCAAAUCUUCUCAUGGGGUGGUAUGUUAAAGAAGGAAAUUUGGAUAAAGCUGAGAGCUUUUUCAAUGACAUGGCUGAAGAGGGAGGAAAGCCGAAUGCAAGUUCAUGGGAGAUUCUUGCUGAUGGGCAUAUUCAAGAGAAGAGAGUUGAUGAGGCUCUAUCUUGCCUGAGGAAAGCUUUUGCAAGCGAAGGCUCAAGAAGUUGGAGGCCAAAGCCCACAAAUGUUUAUGCCUUCUUAAAACUGUGUGAGGAAAAAGCAGACAUGGCAGGUAGGAAGGUUUUGGUGGGAUUGUUACGGCAAUCAGGAUUUCUCCAUGAUGAAGCUUAUGCAUCACUCAUUGGCUAUUCCGAAGAAGGUGUCGGUGAAAGUGAAUUUUCAAUGGACAAAGACAGAAACAGCAGUUAUAGUUCCAGUGAUCAGGAUCAGGACAACGAUUUUGAGGUUCUUCUCAACCUACUGCGGAGCAGUGUGUGAUGACCAUUAUUAUCUAUCUUUUCUUGGAAGGCAUGAGCUACGAUAUCCACUGGUGUUGGCAAGGAAGGUGGACUUAUAGUUAUUUCUCCAUGCAUUCACAUGCAUUUCUGCAGCCCUUUUCUGUUACUUCUGUUCCGGAUGUAUGAAUUUCCAAUUUAAGCCUGUGUAGCUGCUCAAGAGGCAGAGUGUUCUUCGUUUUUGGGGAAGGGAUAUGGAUAAUUUACCGUUUUCGAUAAUUAUAUCGAUCCCUCAUUUACUCGAGAACACACCAUAUCGUCUACCGUGUAAGGUUUUCAUUGAGCAUACACGAGAAACGGAUUGAUCCUAUAUAUAAAGUUUCAUAUUUACGGUUGUUUUCUUCCCAUUCCAUGCAGUAUUUUUACAUCAUUUAUCAUUUGUAAUUUGUUCUAAAAAGACGAGGAGUGUUCAGGAUUUUGGAUUAAUGAUUGUAAGACAUUUUGACAAAGAAUGAUAACUGCAGGGUAUCGUGUGCUUUGACUAUUAUCACCAACUACAGUAUUUUUUAUAUGUGAAACAAAAGUAGCUUAUCAUUUCCCUCUCUUUCCAGCUGAAAAAUUAGGCUAUGCUCAAUGGAGAUUCAUGGAAGAAUAAUACGCAUGAAUUUGACUCAUCACACGAUGUGAUC